Molecule: messenger RNA, 1948 nt
Organism: Cyprinodon variegatus (sheepshead minnow)
Lineage: Eukaryota; Metazoa; Chordata; Actinopteri; Cyprinodontiformes; Cyprinodontidae
Product: inositol monophosphatase 1-like
Exons: 9
Coding region: 97-936 (279 amino acids)
Biological process (GO): inositol metabolic process; phosphatidylinositol phosphate biosynthetic process; signal transduction
Molecular function (GO): inositol monophosphate 1-phosphatase activity
Source: RefSeq, a predicted model, not a curated record
AGUCUUUCAUUUUAGCCCCAGUCGUCCACUGCUAAACCUCAAUGUUUGGCUCUCUCUCAUUCGAUAGGUCUCUUCCUUAUUAGCUCCUCUGUCAACAUGAAUGAUCCAUGGCAGGAAUGUAUGGACUUCUGUUUAGAUGUCACCAAACGGGCAGGAAAAAUGAUCCGUGAGGCGCUCCAGAAGGACAUCACCAUCAUGCAAAAGAGUUCGCCGGUUGACCUGGUGACCGAGACGGACCAGAAAGUGGAACAGCUCAUUAUAUCUUCCUUAAAGGAAAAGUACCCCACGCACAGCUUCAUUGGUGAGGAGUCAGUAGCUGCUGGUGCUCCCAGUGUUCUCACCGACAAUCCCACUUGGAUCAUUGACCCCAUUGACGGCACCACCAACUUUGUGCACAGGUUCCCCUUUGUGUCUGUAUCAAUCGGCUUCACAGUGAAGAAAGAGAUAGAGUUUGGGAUUGUCUACAGCUGUAUAGAGGACAAGAUGUACACUGCACGGAGGGGGAAAGGAGCUUUUUGUAACGGAUCCCCUAUCAAAGUUUCCGGACAGGAAGAUAUAAACAGGUCUUUGGUGCUGACUGAAAUGGGUUUCAAGAAGGAACCUGAAAGCUUCAAAACGAUGCUGGCCAACAUAAAGACAAUCCUCACCAUACCGGUUCAUGGAAUACGCUCUCCAGGCAGUGCGGCCAUCAACAUGUGCCUGGUGGCGUGCGGCUCGGCGGAUGCUUACUACCACAUGGGCAUCCACUGCUGGGACAUGGCUGGAGGGGCAGCCAUCGUUACUGAAGCGGGGGGAGUUAUCAUGGAUAUUUCCGGUGGGUCGUUUGAUCUGAUGUCUCGCAGACUGAUUGUUGCCAGCAGCAGGGCUAUAGCCGAACGAAUUGCCAAGGAGAUAACAGAGUUUCCCGUUGGCAGAGACGACACAGAAAGCCAGUAAACCUCGCCUCUUUCCUCUGCAGCCACGUAAAAACACACACAGCUGCUUUCAGCAUAGCAGGUGUCGCGUCCGUUUUUGCCUUAAGAACUAAAAUGAUGCAGUUACCUCUGAAAAACAGCAGGCGGGUUUAAAGCCAUUUUUUCCUUCUGCAUACCAGUACUUAUGCAUCCACAGCUUCACCUAUGUUGUUGUAUGUAUUGUAUUUUAUCUAAUCACUCCGCCAUGUUAUUUAUUUUGCAACUAGAAACAAAAGUGAGGAUUCUUUGUAAAAACAGAAUAAGAAAAAUACCUCAAAUCAUUUCAUCUCUUAGAUUUAGAUAGUGACUUUAACACUUACUGACCCCCUUAAAAAAUGUGUUAAAAAAGAAGAAUAAAACAAUUUAUUCAGCCAUUAUAGUAUGUGACUUCAUGUUUUAAACAUACACAAUAGUUUAAGUUGAUUAUAGUGUUGAAGGACCUUUGAAUAGCAGUGAAACUAUAUUAAUAGUGUACAAAUCUGCCACGAGUUAGGCUGUCGUCACUCUUUUAAUAGGAAAGAUCUGCUGAUCACCAUAAGAAAUGGCUUCAAGAAUAGAAUCACUAAACCUAACCCUGCUAAUAUCUACAGUCACAGCAAUGACAAAAAUGCGUAUAUGACUGGAGCUGUCACAAAUGAGACAGGAAGAAAUCCCAAAUUUACGCUGUGAGAUUUUGGGCUCAGUAUUGUACGAGCUACUGGGCGCUAUCAAGCUAUCCAUCAUUUCUGCAGGUUCCUAGAAAAAAAAGAAAUAUCUUAAAUAUAUUAACCUUCAUUGCUUUUCCACUGAAAAGUCCAGAUUGUGUCCAGAUUUGCCAUACUAUGUCUGGAAUAACAAAUAAUAAUAUAUUAGAUUUGCACAUUUGUUCAUUUACCGCUUCAUCAACCAUCAGAAUGUUUACUUUGACCAUAAGCUAGUUUCUGCCUUGAUUGGAUUUUUGUCUGUUUAGACAAUUAUAACUAAAACGCUCAUGUUCAGUCAUCCAGUGCUAGCUU